This is a messenger RNA of Felis catus (domestic cat), 4531 nucleotides long. RefSeq names its product zinc finger protein 501 (gene ZNF501). The transcript is spliced from 4 exons. Gene Ontology annotation, molecular function: RNA polymerase II cis-regulatory region sequence-specific DNA binding; DNA-binding transcription factor activity, RNA polymerase II-specific. NCBI's taxonomy places the organism in Eukaryota, Metazoa, Chordata, Mammalia, Carnivora, Felidae. The record is from RefSeq and is a predicted model, not a curated record. Gene Ontology annotation, biological process: regulation of transcription by RNA polymerase II. Bases 2898 to 3686 code for a protein of 262 amino acids.
UGCUCCACUGACUGAGCCACCUAGGUGUCCCUUAAGAUUUUAUUUUUUAAGUAAUCUCUGUACCCAAGAUGGGGCUUGAACUCACAAUCCCAAGAUCAGGAGUCACGUGCCCUACUGACUGAGACAGCUGGGUGCUCCUGGCAGCUCCUUUUAGAUGAAAAAGCUUUUUUGCCCUCAGACCUUCCUGUGUGUGAGUGUGAGAAAUAAAAUGGUUUUGCAUUUUGAUUUUGCCUUUCUUCCUACAUAAUGCAGAAGUGUAGCUUUGACCCCAGGUGGCUUCGGUUUCACUCUCCUUCAGCUACUGGCCACCACAGGACUAAGGUCAUUUUAGUUUCGUGGAAUGGUUUUGGUGUCCACUUCCCCUCUCACCCCCUUCCAUUUUCUACCUCUUUGAAGAAGCUCAGCCCAAAUUAUGUUAAACCCAUUCAUAUUUCCAGUAAAUUGCUUUGCCUAGGGUACCCCCCUCCAGUUAGUUGCCACACAGCAGAGCCAGCUGAGUUAGAUUCUUUGAAGCCUAAAAGUUAAGGAAAAAUGGUUUGGCUUAGGCUCUUUGGCCCGUGGGAUGUCAGGGCUUGCAGGGGAAGAACUUGCUACCUGAUUUCAAACAUGUGCUGAGAAUGUGACACUUGGCAAAAAGUAAGGGGAGCCCAACAUUAUUGUUCCCUGGCAUGUCAGCUGGCAGUUCUACAAAGGGUUCUUUUUUAGCUGUACGUGGUUAGCGAUGACCUUAGUACAGGGCAUCUCCACUCCUAAUUUCAGCCUCCUAAGGGGACUUCAUUUUGGUAAAACAGCCAGGCUGGAAGUUUGAGCAGAUAACUUCUCUGCUGCAUGUCAUUCAUUUUUUUCAAGUGUUUAACCCCCUAUGGAUUAACCACUAGGGAUAUGGUGAGCAGACAGCCUUAUUUUCCGGGGCUUGCAGAUCAAACGCCUGGAAGUGGAUCAUGUGCCCUAUUAUCCUGCCUGAAUGCGGAUUAGGUGCCCUGCUGCCCUUCAUCCCGGGAAUACACUGUCAAGAGGUGCCUGUAUGUGCAAGUACUUCCUGAAGGAGUCCUAGCAAGACCUGAAGUUUUGCAGCGGGGGGGACCGGGGCCUUGAGGGCUGGGAAGGUCCCUUGAAGCCAAUGAUAAACAAAGAGGGCUGCUGGGAUCUGCAGAGCACGAUGGGAUGCACAUUUACCGAACUCUUCUGAAGUGCCAGGAGGUCUUAGUAGUAACACAUAUUAACUCCAUUUAAUAUUCAUGAUAACCUUAUGAAAUUUGGUACCACUAUUCAAUUUUAGAAGUCAGGAAACAGGGACAGAGAGGUAAAUAAAGUAACUUGCCCAAGUUUACACGCUGAGAAUCCGGGACUUAAGCUGAAAACAGACCUAUUCUUUCGGCCAACUGUUGAACAAAGAUCCUGAAGCAGAGGGUGUUUGGGGCUCCUGUGAGGAGGCCAAUUUUCUGGCAGGUGAGAAUGUAAGGAAGGCUGAAGCCCGCUUCGUGAAACCCUUGGGAAGACCUCCAAAAGGCAGUGACGUGGAAGAGUUUUUAGGAAGAUAAAUAUGGCCAGGUUGCAGAAUGAGUAAUAAGAGCGCCUCGUUGGCCGGCCACCAGCCUCUCAUCCUUCUGGUGUCCUUACAGUGGGAGGGAGCCUGGUGCGGUGGGUUUGCGGGCUGUUUCCGCAGCGGCGGCUCCCGAGUCGGGCUGAAGCCUGGCUCUGAGCCGGGGAGGAAGCAGCGAGAGGAAGCCGCUCCCGCCUUCCUAGAGAGGAGACCGCAGUGGUUCCGACCGGCGCGGGCUGCUGACGUCACGCCCGCCCGGCGUCCAGGCUGCCUGGGAGCGUCCCGACGCCGAGUGUCCAGACGUGUGGCGGGCGGUGCCGCGGACGGCACCGGGGGAGUUGAGUCGGCCGUGUCGGGCUGCGGUGAUCUCGUCGCGGCCCCACUCUCCGAGCCGGGGCCGGCCCCCCGCAGCGCCUCUUCCCGGCGCGCGGGAACCUUUGGAGCGGGGGUCGGGCACCGCCAGCGGGGGCCAGCUUGCCCUGAAGAGGGAAAGGAGAAGGCUGUUCCAGAGGCCUGGUCUGGGAGUCGGGAGACCCGGGUUCCAUUUGUAUGUACUUGAGGGAGGAAGCGAACUUCUGGGUGCGUCGCUUUUCUGGUUUCCAGAAGCGAGUGCUGUUCCUUGCUUUUCCAGUUGGCAGAGUUGCGUGGGUUGAAUGAGUAUAGAUACUAAAGCAAAUCACAGAUGAAACCAAGUGACUAGCUUCAGGUCAUUGAACAAGUUAGUGGCAGAGCCCAGACGAGAACCAGGCCAGUGUUUGUUAUAAUGUCCUCUACUGUAGCCCCAGUUUUUGGCUUUUGAAGUCAACGGCUUUUCCAAUUUCUGCCCUCCCUCAAGAGAAGGUUCCAGGAGACAAACCAGUGUCGCUUGUGUUCCUAACAGCUUAUCUCUGGGUUAUUGUGAUCUGUAUAUAUUAUUGAGAAGAGGAUAAAAUCAAGAUUCUACAAUGCAGGUCCCUUGUUCUGCACAGAGGACAUCUUCCUUCAUGAUUUUUUUUUUCAGGCAAGAAGACCAAGCCUGAUGUAACAAACAGUGUUAAGUGACUUGUGGAAGAUGACGAGGAUGUCGAGGGUCAGGGAACCUGGUCAUCAGGGGUUUACAAUCGGAGAAGGUAACGAUACAUGCCGGACAAGGAAGAGGAGGGGCAUCCUGCAGGAAUGCCUGGGAGUACAGUACAUGCACACAUACACACAGAACAUUCCCAGGACAGUGUUACUGUAACCAUAGUCAUCUUUGAGAAAGUACCUUGUAAGUAUCAUGAACUUGAGAGACAGUUUCCUGUAAACUGCACCUAUUGGACAGACGUUCCUUGAGUGCGUUACAAGCAGCACAAAUGCCCACCAAAUUUCACUGCAAAUGAACCAUCAGAAACUUAACAUGCAGAAGAAGCCUUCAAGGUGUAGUGAAUGUGGGAAAUUCUUUACUCAGAGAUCGUCUCUUACUCAGCACCAGAGGAUUCACACGGGAGAGAAGCCCUAUGUAUGUAGUGAAUGUGGAACUUGUUUCCGUAAACAGUCAAAUCUUACUCAACAUUUGAGAAUUCACACAGGAGAGAAACCUUAUAAAUGUAAUGAAUGUGAGAAAGCCUUUCAAACAAAAGCAAUCCUUGUUCAGCAUCUGAGAAUUCAUACUGGAGAGAAACCCUAUAAGUGCACUGAAUGUGGCAAAGCUUUUUGUCAGAGCCCUUCCCUUAUCAAACAUCUGCGCAUUCAUACUGGAGAGAAACCUUAUAAAUGCACUGAAUGUGGCAAAGCCUUCAGUCAGAGCAUUUGCCUUACUCGUCAUCAGAGAAGUCACUCUGGAGUUAAACCUUAUAAGUGUAAUGAAUGUGGGAAAGCCUUUAAUCAGAGUGCAUGCCUCAUGCAGCAUCAGAGAAUUCACUCAGGAGAGAAGCCCUACACAUGUACUGAAUGUGGCAAAGCCUUCACUCAGAACUCUUCCCUUGUUGAACAUGAGAGAACUCACACUGGAGAGAAACUUUAUAAGUGUAGUGAGUGUGAAAAAACUUUCCGCAAGCAAGCACACCUUAGUGAACAUUACAGAAUCCAUACUGGAGAAAAACCUUAUGAGUGUGUUGAAUGUGGGAAAUCCUUCAGGCACAGCUCAGCACUUGUUCGACACCAGAGGCUUCAUGCUGGAGAAUAAAACUUGGGAUAUAAACCAUGUGGAAAGAUUUGUAUGAAAAUGCCACCCCCCACCUCCAAAUUCUUAGAUAUUGAAGACUAAGUCUUCAGCUGGGAUGAAUGUUCUAUAUGUUGAGCAAGAGGCAGUGUGUCCUGAAAGUUAAGAAAAUAGAUCAGAAUUAGAUAGUCUUUUUUUUUUCAACGUUUAUUUUAUUUUUGGGACAGAGAGAAACAGAGCAUGAACGGGGGAGGGGCAGAGAGAGAGGGAGACACAGAAUCGGAAACAGGCUCCAGGCUCCGAGCCAUCAGCCCAGAGCCUGACGCGGGGCUUGAACUCACGGACCGCGAGAUCGUGACCUGGCUGAAGUCGGACGCUUAACCGACUGCGCCACCCAGGCGCCCCGAAUUAGAUAGUCUUGAGUUUGAUGCCUUCUCUGCCACAUAAUGGGUGUACGACCUGAUUCUGAGCCUGCUUUCCCCAUCCUCAAAAGAAUAAUGACGAUAUUUACUAGGGUUAUCUUUAAAACUUUUUUUUUAACGUUUAUUUAUUUUUGAGACAGAGAGAGACAGAGCAUGAACGGGGGAGGCUCAGAGAGGGAGACACAGAAUCUGAAACAGGCUCCAGGCUCUGAGCUGUCAGCACAGAGCCCGACACGGGGCUCGAACUCACGGACCGCGAGAUCAUGACCUGAGCCGAAGUCGGCCGCUUAACCGACUGAGCCACCCAGGCGCCCCUACUAGGGUUAUCUUGAGAAUAAAAUGAGUUGUAUGUAAUAAAUAACUUCCAUUAAUUGGUUUUGAGUUAUAGAUGUUCCAAAAAUAUUUAAAUCUGGCUACUGAAAACAAGCAAUGUUCAGCAUUACCGUU